AUGGACCGGAUUCGUAGCCUGCAGAACCAGUUGAAAAAGUCGAAGCGACCGACAAACAUCGACGAAG
Mesorhabditis spiculigera is the source of this 67-nucleotide messenger RNA. Lineage: Eukaryota; Metazoa; Nematoda; Chromadorea; Rhabditida; Rhabditidae. The record is from the annotation of a GenBank genome assembly.